This is a messenger RNA of Soboliphyme baturini, 2301 nucleotides long. NCBI's taxonomy places the organism in Eukaryota, Metazoa, Nematoda, Enoplea, Dioctophymatida, Soboliphymatidae. The record is from the annotation of a GenBank genome assembly.
AUGGCCGCCACUGUCCCCGGAGCGUUAGUGAACAAAAAACGUAAACAUUUCAUUGGGAUGCCUGCCCCUCUUGGAUACGUUGCGGGCGUCGGUCGAGGUGCUACCGGUUUUACCACACGGUCAGAUAUCGGUCCUGCGCGUGAAGUUGGCGAUGUCAGCGAUGAACGCCAUCCACAUCCUCCAAAGAAGAAGACCCCAUCAGGCAAGGAUGACGAAAAGGAGGAAGAAGAAGAGGAAGAGGAAGAUUUGAACGAUGCUAACUACGAUGAGUUUGAAGGUUACGGUGGAAGCUUAUUUUCAAAAGAUCCUUACGACAAAGAUGACGAAGAGGCCGAUGCAGUUUAUCAACUGAUAGAUGAACGCCAAGACGAAAAACGCAGGGAAUACAGAGAAAUGAAACUGAAGAAACUCAUUGAAGAGUAUCGGAAAGAGCGGCCUAAGAUUCAGCAAGAAUUUUCUGACCUGAAGAGACAAUUAGCACAAGUGAGCGAAGACGAAUGGGCGAAUAUACCGGAAGUUGGGGACGCAAGAAACAGACGGCAGCGCAAUCCGCGCAGUGAAAAGUUUACGCCGAUACCGGAUUCGGUUCUGGGACGAUACGCAUACGGCGAUAGUUACGCCGGUCUCGAUUUUCGGCAACAGUUGUACGGUGGUACGGUUUCUCCGUUUCCUGGCAUUGCCAGUAGCAUAAGUGGUAUGCGCUCUGGCAUUUUAACACCCGGUUGGACUUCGAGCACGGCAAGUUCAGCAUCAACUGACUUAGAUCUGCGUAAAAUCGGACAGGCGCGUAAUCAGCUGAUGGACAUGAAACUGAAUCAGGUAUCUGAUUCGGUCAGUGGACAAACAGUAGUGGAUCCUAAAGGCUAUCUUACAGAUUUACAGUCUAUGAUACCAACUUACGGUGGUGAUAUCAGUGACAUUAAAAAGGCUCGGUUACUCUUGAAAUCAGUUCGUGAGACGAAUCCUAAUCAUCCUCCAGCAUGGAUUGCAUCGGCCAGAUUGGAGGAGGUAGUGGGUAAGCUUCAGGUGGCUCGAAAUAUCAUUAUGCAAGGUUGCGAGGUUUGCAGUAAAAGCGAGGAUAUUUGGCUGGAAGCGGCACGUUUGCAUCCUCCGGAUACCUCUAAGGCAAUUAUUGCUCAAGCAGUUCGAUAUCUGCCGCAGUCUGUACGGAUUUGGAUGAAGACAGCUGAUCUUGAAACAGAUCAUAAAGCCAAAAAGAAGGUUUUGCGCAGAGCUCUUGAACAGAUUCCAAAUUCAGUCAGGCUGUGGAAAGCGGCUGUUGAGCUCGAAGAUCCGGAAGACGCGCGAAUUUUGUUGUCGCGCUCCGUUGAAUGUUGCCCAACGAGCGUCGAACUUUGGUUGGCACUGGCAAAGCUGGAAACUUAUGAAAAUGCUCGAAAGGUUCUUAACAAGGCUCGAGAAAAUAUUCCAACAGACCGCCAGAUCUGGAUUACUGCUUCGAAGUUGGAAGAGGCGAACGGCAAUGUUCAUAUGGUCGAAAAGAUUAUCGAUCGAGCCAUAAGUUCGUUGCGAGCUAACAUGGUGGAAAUAAACAGGGAGCAGUGGAUGAAAGACGCAGCAGAAGCUGAAAAAGGUGGCAACAUUCUCACAUGCCAAGCUAUUGUCAGAGCGGUUAUUGGCGUGGGAGUGGAAGAAGAGGACCGAAAACGAAUGUGGCUCGAAGACGCGGAAUCGUUCUGUGCCCAAGGUGCUGUCGAAUGUGCCCGAGCGAUUUACGUGCACACGUUGAAGGUUUUUCCGAACAAGAAGACUGUUUGGCUACCGGCUGUCACUUUUGAACGCAAACACGGUUCAGCGGAGUCGCUGGAAGUACUGUUUGAGCAGGCCGUCACGAACUGCCCGAAGGCUGAGAUACUUUGGCUGAUGUAUGCAAAGACUAAGUGGCUAGCGGGAGAUGUGCAAGGAGCACGUAAGAUUCUUUCGAUGGCCUUUCAAGCGAACCCGAAUUCUGAAGACAUCUGGCUGGCUGCCGUCAAGCUCGAAAGCGAGAACAAUGAGUAUGAACGCGCACGACUGCUGUUGAAGAAGGCGCGUGAAUCGGCCCCAACCGCUAGGUCGGCAAGACUGGAAUGGUGUCUGAACGAGUUAGACGCUGCCCAGGAGCUGCUGUCUCGUGGUUUGGAAUUAUACCCGGACGCGCCGAAGUUGUGGAUGAUGGCUGGACAAAUUCAAGAACAGCUGCACAACGUCGAUGGAGCAAGGAAAGUUUAUCUUGAAGGGGCAAGUUUGAUUAUCUCUAGAUUCACGGUGUUCCAUUGUCGACUUUUAUUUCAGUUCUGA